GUUAAAAUACAUAUUUCAUCAAAUUAAUAGAUUAAAUAAAAAGUGGAUUUUGAAAGUCGUAAAAUAAAAACCCGAAUAUGCCGGAGCUUUUACUGAAAUGGUCCCUAAAGUUUCUUUUAAAAAAUAAAUAAAUAAAAAUAGGCAGACUACUGUUCUAUUUAGCUUAAUUUAAUAGCAUGUGGCAUGUAAUAUGUUUUAUAUUAUAAUGAGUGUAAAAGUAUGUGCAUCGAUUAGCUUUCCACUUUUUAAAAAUCCUCCAGAAAUGCGUUAAGGUAUUCAUAUUCAUAAAUCCUCACACAUUAUAAAUUGCACGUCAAAACACGUGUUGCAAAUAAAAGUCAAUGUACUAUUUCCCAUUUAUUUGAAUGAAUUUUACUAUCACUUUAAGUUGUGUUUAGUUUGGAUUUGGUCUGGGAGGAGUUUCGGCUGCUCAAUAUUAAUUAGGAAUUGGGAGGCUACUUUGGGGGACCCGCUGGGCUUCACGGUAUAAAAAGAAGCCUCGGGAUACUUUGAGACAAGAGAAAUUAACAGCCUUACAGAAGAGAUCAGCUGGCCAAAGUAUUGCGUCUGCAAAAUAACAAGAUUUAAUUCCUGCUACAAGGGGAGUGCUCUGGUGAAGCUGUUGCUGUAUGAUUAUGGAAUUCCUGAAUGAGAAAUUUUCCAUGAAAAGCCAUUCAGUUAAAAGCAAUGAUUUCUAUAUGGGUUCAGGAGGCACUUUGGAGCCCGUUAUGGAAAGUUUAGACAGCGUACCCUUUUAUAACAAGACCUCACCCAAGUGCGUGCAGGCCUAUAAUCUUCAAAGUAAUGAUCAUCAAGGAAGACUGGAACGAGAAUCACCAUGUGAGGACCAAAACGCAAGUUAUGGAGUUACGAAAUCAGACGGGAACAGUCUCCACACAGAACUCGGCAGGUCCAUGGACAAUUGUUGCAGCUUGAAAGUGUCACCAGCAACACCUGGAGGACAAGACAAAGUAGACCUGGACGACAUGAGUGAAAAGUGUGACAGCAACGUGUCGAGCAGCAAGAAGAGGAGACACAGGACAACAUUCACCAGCAUACAGCUGGAAGAACUGGAGAAAGUGUUUCAGAAAACCCACUAUCCAGACGUGUACGUGAGGGAGCAGUUAGCGAUGAGGACAGAACUUACCGAAGCUAGAGUGCAGGUCUGGUUUCAAAACAGAAGAGCCAAAUGGAGGAAAAGAGAACGCUAUGGCCAGAGCCAGCAGGCAAAAAGUCACUUUGCGGCUACGUACGAUAUAUCAGUUUUGCCGAGGGCAGACAGUUAUUCACAGAUUCAGAACAAUUUAUGGACUGCGCCUCCUUCAAGUGGUUCGGUGGUUUCUUCGUGCAUGAUCCCACGCGAUACCGCCCCGUGCAUGACGUCAUAUCCUCAUUCACCACGAAGUGAUCAUGGAUACGUUGGUUUCACCAGCCAGCAAAACCAGUUCAGCCACGUCUCCAUCAAUAACUUUUUCACUGACUCUUUACUCACGGCGACUCCAAAUGGACAUGCUUUUGAAACAAAACCGGAGUUUGAACGGAGGUCGUCUAGCAUUGCUGUUCUUCGAAUGAAAGCAAAGGAGCACACUGCUAACAUUUCAUGGGCUAUGUAGUAGUAGUAGUAAUAAUAAUAAUAAUAAUAAUAAUAAUAAUAAUAAUAAUAAUAAUAAUAAUGCGAGGUGUUCACUUAUCAGUUUAAUAAAACCAACUGCUGUAUUGUGGAUUAUACAAUGAAAACAUAUCAAGGGCAUCAGUAAGAAACGUUUAUUUCUAUUUGGAGGGGUGGGUGUUGGGGUAGGUUCCUCUAAUAUGCAUUUUUAAAAGCUAUAACAUGUUAUAUCAUGUUUCAGAGCAGAUACCAGAAGGUAAUCAACACUCAACAUCAGAUAAAACCUUUGUGAAUCAUUUGAAUGGAUAUGCAGGUUCUGAUAGGAAUCCAAGACCACAGAUGUUCCUGUGAUAAAAGCAUUGCUUGUAUACUUGCUGAUCAAUACAUUACAUCAAACAAAGUCAUAAGGUACUGUACCAAGCUCAGGUCUUUUUGGUAAUAAACAAACAAAUACAAAUAUUUUUUAAGGUGAACUGGGCUUUAAUGGCAUCUAAAUACAUGUUCUUUAAGUUCAGGACUUACUGCUAAUUCUGAAUGUGUAACUAAUUAUGUGUGCCUUGUAGCAAACUCCCUUUCCCCAUAACAUCCCCUUUCUGGUUUUGUGGAUUGUUUGCCAAUUUCUACAUUGUUUUAGCACACAAAAUACGUCUUUUUUAUUUUAUUUUUUAUAAAUAACAAUAAAAAACUAUGAUACAUCUUGCA
This is a messenger RNA of Acipenser ruthenus (sterlet), 2311 nucleotides long. Its product is annotated as ALX homeobox protein 1. The transcript is spliced from 4 exons. The record is from RefSeq and is a predicted model, not a curated record. Bases 630 to 1613 code for a protein of 327 amino acids. Gene Ontology annotation, biological process: negative regulation of DNA-templated transcription; embryonic skeletal system morphogenesis; positive regulation of transcription by RNA polymerase II. Gene Ontology annotation, molecular function: DNA-binding transcription activator activity, RNA polymerase II-specific; RNA polymerase II transcription regulatory region sequence-specific DNA binding. NCBI's taxonomy places the organism in Eukaryota, Metazoa, Chordata, Actinopteri, Acipenseriformes, Acipenseridae.